GCGGCCGCGCGCACCAUGCCCUCCUUCGACGAGGCGCUGCAGAGAGCCGGCGAGUUCGGGCGCUUCCAGCGGCGCGUGUUCCUGCUGCUGUGCCUGACGGGCGUCACCUUCGCCUUCCUCUUCGUCAGCGUGGUCUUCCUGGGCACCCAGCCCGACCACUACUGGUGCCGCGGGCCGAGCGCCGCGGCGCUGGCCGAGCGCUGCGGCUGGAGCCCGGAGGAGGAGUGGAACCGCACGGCGCCCGCCCGCCGCGGCCCCGAGUCCCCCGGGCGCCCCGGCGACGGCCGCUGCCAGCGCUACCUCCUGGAGGCGGCCAACGCCAGCGCGGCCGCCCCGGGCGCGCUCAGCUGCGCCGACCCGCUCGCCGCCUUCCCGAACCGCUCGGCGCCCCUCGUGCCGUGCCGCGGCGGCUGGCGCUACGCCCAGGCCCACGCCACCAUCGUCAGCGAGGUAAGGGCGCCCCGCUCCGCUCCCCGCCGGGCCCGCCGCCCCUCGCGCGGGGCCACAGCCUUCGGGCAUCUCUCCGGGACGCGCCUGUCCCGCGUUCCGAAGCUGGCGGGGAGGACGGUGCUGACUCUCUGGCGACACGUAGAGUGCGAGAAGUAUGGCAGAACAGUCAUUUACUUAAUAUCCUGUCUUGGCGUUGGCGUCACUGGUGUCGUGGUGGCCUUUGCACCAAAUUUCCCUGUGUUUGUAAUCUUCCGAUUCCUGCAAGGUGUGUUUGGAAAGGGGACGUGGAUGACUUGCUAUGUGAUUGUGACAGAAAUAGUAGGUUCAAAACAAAGGAGGAUUGUGGGAAUAGUGAUUCAAAUGUUCUUCACCCUUGGAAUCAUAAUUCUCCCUGGAAUUGCCUACUUUAUCCCCAGUUGGCAAGGGAUCCAGCUAGCCAUAACGCUGCCCAACUUUCUCUUCCUCCUUUAUUACUGGGUGGUUCCUGAAUCUCCCCGCUGGCUGAUUACGCGGAAGAAAGGAGACAAAGCAUUAAAAAUUCUGAGAAGCAUUGCUAAAUGCAAUGGGAAGUAUCUCUCACCAAAUUACUCGAAGAUUACUGUUACAGAUGAGGAAGUUAGUAAUCCAUCCAUUUUAGACCUGGUGAGAACUCCCCAAAUGAGGAAGUGCACACUUAUACUUAUGUUUGCUUGGUUCACAAGUGCAGUGGUAUAUCAAGGACUUGUCAUGCGCCUGGGAAUUAUAGGAGGCAACCUCUAUAUAGACUUUUUCAUCUCGGGAGUUGUGGAACUGCCAGGAGCUCUCUUGAUCUUACUAACCAUUGAGCGUGUUGGACGACGCCUCCCCUUUGCGGCAAGCAAUAUAAUGGCGGGGGUGGCGUGCCUUGUCACUGCAUUCUUACCAGAAGGGAUACCAUGGUUGAGGACCACAGUUGCUACCCUGGGAAGACUAGGGAUAACCAUGGCCUUUGAAAUUGUUUAUUUGGUAAAUUCAGAAUUGUACCCAACAACAUUACGAAACUUUGGAGUUUCACUGUGUUCAGGUUUGUGUGAUUUUGGGGGAAUCAUAGCUCCAUUUCUGCUCUUCCGGCUAGCAGCUGUGUGGCUAGAACUACCUCUGAUAAUCUUUGGUAAGAACUCACUUUUUAUGCUGUUCUUAAGAGCUUUCAUCUACAUUCUUUGCAUUAACAGAACCCUAUAAUGAUCAUCAGAUUAUUAGGUUAUUAAUGAUAUCCAUUUCAUCUUUUUAUGACAACUGUUUCGGUUUUGAGGAGCCAAUCUGAUUACAGUAAAAUUUGAAAUGCUAAAUGGCUUUAAUUUACUUUAUAUUAAAGGGUGGUGAUAAACCAUGUUUGAUUUAGCCUUUUUUGUUUAGGUUCUGAGUUAAAAUCAAACACUACGAAACUCUUUUAUGGUAUUGGGAAACAGAACAGGUAAUUUUCAGGGGACCCAAUUGGAUCUUUGAUAUGUUUAAAAAUAAGCCUAAGGAUUAAUUGCAUCUUUAAAUGUUCUCUAUCAAUAUCACAUUUUAAUUUUCUCUGAUGCCAGAAAUGCCACGAUGAGAGAACAGGGAACUCAAAAUCACUCACACGUGCUCCAUAACCUCUUCCACGUCCCUCCAGGGAGCUUCUGCCCUCCCCUCCCCUCAGCUGUAAAGGACGCUGGUUGGCCCCGUUCUCACCCGACCUUUCCUCCACCUCCACUUCCUUAUUCUCAAUAGAGAAUGUUUUUCAUUUCUUGUUCAACAGUUGAAAUUUGAAAUUUGAAUGAAAAUUUUGAGCCCAUGAGGACAUACCUUCAGAUUCAUGCAAAGAUCCUUUGACAGUGCCGGGGACAAAAAAGCAACUGCUAACCACUUAACUCCGGUGAACUCAAUAAAAGAUCACCUCAAAUUAUUCAGUGGGCUUUGACCAUUGAGCUGAGUGUUGUUCUGUGGCCAGCAUGAAAAAGCAGAGAAUGUCAGUGUCUGGCGAGGACAGAGUAGUCCAGGAGACAGGGCGCCUGACCCUCCAGGACUGUGGCUGGUCAGGUGGCACCCAGGCUGCACGCUGGCCCUUCCUUCACAGGGCCUGGGUGGGGACAGAGCCGAAUUUCUGAAAGCUCAGUGAGGACGGUGUGCUCUCUGCUGAGACCCUGAGAGGAGAGGCAGCUGUGAGAACAUGGCACAGGGACCCUGGCCCCGCUGUCUUUGUGGUGGGGACACUGGGUGGUGGGCUGUGGCACAUCUCUUCCGGUGCCACCUUCAGUGAUGUAUGUGGGCAGCCUGACACGCCAACGUGGCAGCAUUUACACCUUGCCAGUGGGCAGACGCUACAAAUCAAGGCUUCAUUUUCCAAAACCGGCUGUUAAACAUUUACCAGCACACCGCUGCGGAGAAAUAGGAGAGGCUGGCAUUUCAGGAAUUUGGGCUCCAGAGAACAGAAAACAGCGGUGACUGGUGGACAAUGUGUGGUUGAGAGGAGGCUUGUUAAGGCGGAGACCUGAGUGUGUUUAGAAGCUUCUACCAAUAGGGUAAAGACCCCCCGGAAAAAGGGGUUUAAUCACCACCGGGAGGAGCCCAGAAAGACAGGCCCAGGUGAGCGCUCGCCCUGGGCAGAAGCAGGGACAAGUUUUACCUGCACUGUGAAGGAGGGACAGCAGGGAGAGC
Propithecus coquereli (Coquerel's sifaka) is the source of this 3096-nucleotide messenger RNA. RefSeq names its product solute carrier family 22 (organic cation transporter), member 3 (gene SLC22A3). Gene Ontology annotation, molecular function: transmembrane transporter activity. Gene Ontology annotation, biological process: transmembrane transport. The coding region runs from base 16 to 1650 and encodes 544 amino acids. The record is from RefSeq and is a predicted model, not a curated record. Gene Ontology annotation, cellular component: membrane. Lineage: Eukaryota; Metazoa; Chordata; Mammalia; Primates; Indriidae. The transcript is spliced from 8 exons.